CAAAUUGCAUCAGGCUGAAAAAAGGAAGCUCCGAUCCGAAUGCCCAAUUUCGGGAUUGACCCGGUGUUAGUUGCAGAUACCAGAAUCGAAGAUAGCCCGAGUUGUUUCAUUUAGCGACACAGUGGUGACGGUACCCAUUUAGGGUUUUGGACACUAGAAGAUCCUGGCUUACGUUCACAAGUACAGGCACUGAGAGAGAGAGAGAGAGAGAGAGAGAGGAUGUGGAGGUCAGUGGUGGCAAGAGCUGCUCUUUCCAGAAGGGAAGGAGCACGGAGCUUCUGUAAGAGCCAGAACCCCAAGGUACCUUCUUUCUCUAAAACCUUAACCCAAGCUGAAUCUCCUCAUUUGUCAACAAGGGUCUCCCCCAAUACAUAUUUUCUUCUACAAAACCCCAGGUUCUUCUCUCAAAUCUCAACGAACCACUCUGAUUCUGACUCCCAUCUCUCUGAGGCGGAACAGUCCUCAGAAGGUUUUGCUGACAAUGGUGAUACCCGGCUGGAGAAUUUUGCCCCUGAUGUUGAGAUUCAUGGAGUUGUGGACCAAGAUUAUGUGGGGUUUGAUGAUAAUAGGGAUGCCCAGUUGGAUAGUUUUGCCUCUGGGGAUGGUGUUUUCGGCAACCCAGAGCAAUCGAAUGAUGCUAAGUGGGAUAGUUUUGCCACUGGGGAGGGAAGUGGUGAUGCCCAUAUGGAAACUUUUGGCUCUGGGGAUGGAGAGGGGCAGGUUUAUGAGAUUGAUGUGGAACAGUUGGAGAAUCUGUUGUCUCUUUUACAGAGUACUGUUGAUGGAUCUUUGGAGUCGAGUCUUGAUGGCAUGGGUUUGACCCUACACGAGGAAUUUGUGGUGAAAGUGCUUGAAACUCGACUUGUUUUGGGUGAGAAUAUGAUUAGGUUUUUCAAAUGGGGUAUGAAGGAGAAACCUGAAUUUAAAAUAACGUCAUGUGUAGUUGAUGCACUUGUUCGUGGCAUAUGUUGUGAUCUUAAGAAGAAAGAUGCAUAUGCUUUAUGGGAUUUAAUUAAGGAGAUAGGUGAGAAGGAGAAUGGUGUGUUGAAUGUGGAGGCUCUCAAUGAUUUGAUAGGAUUGUUUUCUAAGUUGGGUAAAGGGAAGGCCGCAUUAGAGGUGUUUAACUCGUUUGGGGAUUUUGGGUGUGUCCCAAAUGUGGAUACGUAUUAUUUCACAAUUGAAGCACUUUCUAGGCGAUCAUUUUUUGAUUGGGCUUUGUGUAUUUGUGAGAAGAUGCUCGAAGCAGGAAGCUUGCCUGAAAAUGAGAAAGUUGGUAAGAUCAUAUCUUGGUUGUGUAAGGGGAGAAAGGCUAAGGAUGCCCAUUCAGUUUAUUUGUUGGCGAAGGAGAAGAACCAGUAUCCACCUCAGUCUUCUGUUAAUUUUUUGAUCAGUUCACUCUGUAGGGAGGAUAAAACGGUCGAAUUGGCUUUGGAAAUGUUGGAUAAUUUUCCAGAAGAAGCUCGAAAAUAUGCGAUCAAGCCAUUCUCUGCUGUCAUUCGUGGUUUGUGUAGGAUGAGAGAUGUCGAUGGGGCAAAACGGUUACUUUCUAAGAUGAUUGUGGAGGGCCCGCCCCCUGGAAAUGCGGUUUUUAAUUCAAUUAUCAAUGGCUAUUCCAAGGCUGGGGAUUUGGGAGAGGCUAUGCAAAUUAAGAAGCUGAUGGAAAGUAGGGGAUUAAAGCCUGAUGUGUACACUUACACUGUUAUCUUGAGUGGUUAUGCAAAUGGUGGUCAGAUGGAGGAGGCUUGUAAAGUCUUGUCGGAGGCAAAAAAGAAUCAUCCUACGCUGAGCCCUGUGACUUACCAUACACUCAUUCGUGGGUAUUGUAAACUUGAAGAGUUCAAUAAGGCUUUGGAGUUGUUGGGUGAGAUGAAGGAUUUUGGCGUUCAACCUAAUGUUGACGAGUAUAAUAAGUUGAUUCAAUCUCUUUGCCUAAAGGCUUUAGAUUGGGAAACGGCAGAAAAGCUGCUAGAGGAAAUGAAAGAGAAGGGAUUGCAUCUCAAUGGGAUCACAGGUGGUCUCAUAAGAGCUGUCAAGGAGAUGGAAGAGGAGGAGCUGUUGCUGGGUUAGUAAAUGUGCGGCCCUGAAUCGUUAGCUGGUUGUUGGAAGUGGACUUGAUACGAAGAUGCUGAUAGGUACGUUUUGCAUGCUUCCUUUUUUGGAAGUCAAAAAAGAAACUUUCGCCAUGAAACAUAGAGUGAACCUUUGUGGCUAAGUCUUACACAUCAAUCACCUAUAUAUUCUUACACAUCAAUCAGAUUGACAGAGAAGCUGCAUUUUUAUUCCUAUCUUCUUUGUUUUGGGUCAGUUUUUGUAUCUUUUCAAUUACAUUCUCUUGGGUAGCAUUCCCAUGCAGGUGAGGGAUAUACAUUCUACAAGUUGUAGAAGCAAUGGCUGUGGAUGCCGCUAUGCAAAUUUCAAGUUUUGUUUAA
This is a messenger RNA of Juglans microcarpa x Juglans regia, 2429 nucleotides long. Its product is annotated as pentatricopeptide repeat-containing protein At3g02650, mitochondrial. The transcript has a single exon. The record is from RefSeq and is a predicted model, not a curated record. Bases 220 to 2067 code for a protein of 615 amino acids. NCBI's taxonomy places the organism in Eukaryota, Viridiplantae, Streptophyta, Magnoliopsida, Fagales, Juglandaceae. Gene Ontology annotation, molecular function: protein binding.